GGGACGGACGGAUGUCUUUCUGAAGCUGUCCCAGUCAGUUUCACAAAACAACAUAGUACUGAAUAAGUUAGCAAAGUGUGGCGUGGAGCUAUAUUUCAGUGGCAUAUCAUUUAAAAUCGUCCCAGAACAACUAUAAAAAUCCGAACAGUGAACAACAUAAAAGAGCGGCGCUGAAGAGAGCCUCCUGAUCCAAGGACAGGGAUAAUUGUCCACCUGCAUUCCCCAUGGAGUCAUACAGAGUGACGAGCAUUCCCAACACUGGCCCACAGCGGGUCUACACUCAGCCUGCGCGCUCCUCCAGGACAAACAGUAAUGAGACUGGUAGCUAUGGGCUCAGCAUUCGUGUCCAAGGUAUUGAUGGACACCCCUAUGUAGUGUUAAACAACCAGGACAGGGGUCCGCCUCCUUACAUUGAUCCUAACAGCAAUGGAUUUGUUGACACAGAAGGCUCUUUCAUUGAGAACUAUCAUGAGUAUGAUUUCAGAGGCAGCACAGAGGCUGGCUCAAACAGUCCCUUUGGGGAGUAUAGAGCUCAGAUGAUGAUGCAACAUUCAGGUCUUCAUAACGGCCUCUUAGAUUCACAGGGAAAAAAAUCUUCCACCCUUUUGAACUUUCAAAAACACCCUGAGAUAUUACAACCAUAUGAUCCGGAAACCAACUCCCUAAAUUUCCACAGUUUACCGUCCAGACCUAUGUCUCAAAAUUCUUCCUCCAAAUCUUCAGUCCACAGUUUGUCCCAAUCCAGGUCUUCCAGUCUGGAUCAUAUUCAGUCUCCACAGCCUCCCACCUCCAUUGAUUCAGCGGCUGCUAAACGUCAGCCUCUGCCCUCCUCUAAGAUGGCACAACCGCAGGUCGCCCAGCCACAGUCCAAACCACGCAGCACAAACCUCAAUGCCCCUCAGGCCUUGUCCCAGCCUUCAGCAGUGAGCAGUGCCAAUGCCAGUCUAGACCACACCCAUUAUGAACCAGAUGUCCUCCCUUUGAGGCGAACAGACUCCAGUGGACCUGUUCUUCAGACUUCACGCUCCCGCCACUCCUCCUCAUCCUCCACAAACACCUCCAAAACACAUUUAGAUGAGCUAGACCCCUUAUUUACUGACGCCAUCAAUCGACAUCAAAACCGGCGUUACAUCCCUUUCCUCCCUGGUUCAGGUAGAGACAUUGAUACAGGCUCCAUCCCUGGAGUUGAUGAGCUGAUUGAAAAGUUUGACAGCAGCCAGCAAAGGAGAGGUCGGGCCGGACGCAGGAACAGGAUCAACCCAGAGGACCGCAAACGUUCCCGCAGUGUGGACAGCGCCUAUGGUUUACGUGAUGGCUCCAGCUACAACAGGGGUACUUCCAUGGAGCAUGUCCUCAGACCGUCUCAGCUGAGGAAGUCUGUGAGUGGUCAGGACUCAUGGAUCACCAAUGUCGAUUGUAAAACGGACUCCAGGCCUUCAUCUCGAACAACCAGUGAACCAGGAUCCCCCCAAAGCACUGUCUCCAAAAAUGUGAGCUCCAUCCAGGGAUACAGAAACCCACAAACGCGUACCUCAUACACUCUUAAGAGUGAAGGGGGAUCCUCCUCCUCUCCCAAGAUUUCUUUGGCUACUUUGACAACUUCACUGUCUAAAUCGUCUGUAACAGCAAACAAGAAGAUGAGCUCAGAGACUGAUGUUCAUGUGACACCUGAUCUUUUGAAAGGUCAACAAGAGCUAUCACAACAAACACAUGAUGAGACUGCUAAACAAAUCCUCUUUAAUUACCUCAAAGAUGGAAGCAACGAUAAUGAUGAAACGACUAAGAGGAAGGUCAACCUCGUCUUUGAGAAGAUUCAAACAUUGAAAUCCAGGGCUACAGCCAGUGCUCAAGGCGACAACAAUACUGUAGAAAUUACUGCACAAACCCGAGCCUUACAAGGACAGAAUGCUGAGCUGGAAAAAGAAGUGUCCAAACUCAGAAAUCAACUGGAAGAACAAACGAUGAAGAAACAGUCUGAGAGACGAUUAACAUCAAGUCUGAAGGACCUUCAGCUUGAGCAACAGAAGAGUGAAGAGGAAUGCAAACGUCUUAAAGAGAAACUGGCCAAAGCAGAAACAGAGCUCCAGACCACAGUCGAAGAGCUCUUCCAGGUGAAGAUGGAGCGUGAACAGUACCAGACCGAGAUCCGAGACUUGCAGGACCAGCUGUCAGAGAUGCACGAUGAGCUCGACACGGCAAAGAAGUCAGCUGCUGAUGGCGAGAGACACGCACUGAUGACGGACUUGAUGCAGUUGAGGGCUGAGUUACAGCAGACUUUGUUGGCUAAGGAGGACCAGGAAGAGCUGUUGCACCGACGGGAGCGUGAGCUGACUGCUCUGAAAGGCGCCUUGAAGGAGGAGGUGUCUGCUCACGAUCAGGAGGUGGACAAGAUGAGGGAACAGUACGAACAGGAGAUAAGCAGACUGCAGGCCACUUUGGAGGAGGCCAAGCAGAGCAGUGCAGCCGUGGUCCGGGAGAAGGCUGAAGUGGAGGCGGCCAAGGGCGCCGUAGAGGGCCAGGCGGGGCGUCUGACUCAGGAGGCCGAGAGACUGCGCAGGCGGACGCAGGAACUGGAAAACGAAGUGGCCAAACUCAACAGAAUCAUCGACGACGCCAAGCUACAGGAGAGCCGCCUCACGGACAGAGUGGCACGACUUGAGAGAGAAAAGAAACAACUGGAGGAGUCGCUGGCUGAAAUUAAAGAACAAGAAGAAGAGAUGUCACGUGCGAAUCGAGCGCUGACCAUUCGACUAGAGGAUGUCCAGAGGAACUUGACAAAAGUGACCAUUGAACAUAAGGACCUAGAGGAGCGGUUACAAGAAGAGCGGACCCAAAAGGAACAGUUUAAAAACAUGAAAAAUGACAUUGAAGAUGAGAGAAGACUGCUGGACAGAACUGUGGAAAAACUUCAGAAAGAGAUGAAUGACAUUGUAGAGGCUUCACAGUCAUCCACCCGUGAACUACAAGAGCAGAUAGAUAUUUACAAAGAAAAGAAUCGACGUGAACUGACCGAGCUGCAGAGACUAUUGAAGGAGCGAGGCCAAGAAGUGGACAAAUAUCUUCUCACUACAAAAACGCUACAAGAGGAGUUGUCUCACAAAGAGGAAGACCUGCGGCGCUGUCAGAAAGAACGGGACGAAGCCAUCCUCAGGAAGGAGACUUUGGAGAAAAGGGUUCAUGAUCUGGAAACAGAGGCUGAAACUCGUGUUCACACAAAAGAAGAAACAACCAGACAGAUAAAACUGCUUGAGGACAGAGUGGCUCAGCUCGAGUUGGACCUGGAUGAAGAGCGUCAGAGUGGAGACCACCUGAUGGACAGAAUAGACAGAGGACGAGAACAGGUGGAGCAGAUGAGGAAUGAACUCCUGCAGGAGAGGGCCAGCAGACAGGACCUGGAGUGUGACAAGAUGGCUCUGGAGAGACAGAAUAAGGACCUUAAAAGUAGAGUUGCACAUUUAGAGAGCUCUCAGAAGUCCAACAAAGAGGGCCUGAUAUCCCAGUUGGAGGGGCGCAUUCAGGAACUGGAGGAGCGACUUGAAGCAGAGGAAAGGGAGCGUGGUAACCUGCAGCUGGUGAAUCGGCGACUGGAGAGGAAGGUAAAAGAAAUGGUGAUGCAAGUUGAAGAGGAACAAAACACUUUGCAAGAUGAAAAGAACCAGUUGAACCUGCGUCUCAAAGCCUUAAAGCGUCAGAUGGAUGAGGCCGAGGAGGAGAUUGACCGUCUGGAGAACAGUAAGAAGAAACUGCAACGUGAGCUCGAUGAUCAACAGGAGACCAACGAGCAUCUCCAAAGCCAGCUGAAAGCCAUAAGAAGCGAGAUGAGGCGUAAGAGCAGCUCCGCACCUCUCCUCAACACUCUAGACGACGACGAUGACGAUGAUGACAUUAGCACUGAUGGAGAGACAUACUUCAGCUCCACCUCGGGGUACAAGCGCUCCUCCAGCCAGGACAACAUCAUCUCCACAUUUGCUAUGUAAAUGGGACCAAACCAUAGACUAUAACAAACUAGGCAAACAGCUUGAUGUGUAAAACAUGCUGAUGUUAUACCUGCAAGCCUAUCAGAAAAUUCAGGGACAAGUUGAAAUAUAAGCGUGUUGAAAAUCUCAUAUACACGUUAUAAUCCUGGAUCAAGCUCAUGAAAUUUGAUUUGUUCAGUAUUACUGGAUUUAAAUGUUGUACCUUUCUUCUUACAAUAUGUGUAUAUCUCAAAUUGAAUAUUGGUUUUCACAUGUUUUUGUUCAUUUUUCUCAAGAAUGGAUUACACAUUAUCUGUUAAUGAUUAUUUUAGCUGUAGUAACUUGAACACUUCUAAAUGCACUGUAAACCAACACAGGCCCUUUCUGCUUUUUAACAAAAUGAAGUAACUAGCCCCAUGAUUUUAUACCUAUCAAAUGUGCAACAUUUAUUACAUGUAUUAUUGUGUAUGAUCUGCUUUUAUAAAUGACAAGCAUUCCACAUUGUUUUUAUAGAAUGAAGUUUAAUUCUCAUGAUAUGAAGUAAGAAAGAAUUUAUUUAUUCAUGGUUUUACAAAAGCCUCAAACAUUUUGGUUUAUGUUUCGGGAUGAGUAGUGAGAUAUGGAUUUGUACACAUUCAUUUUAUAUAUUUUUAUACACCAUGCUAACUCUCCAAUCAAUAUGCAAUAUUUGAAUUUAGCUGCAUAAACAAUUUUGACUUUUAUUUCUGUGAUUUAUUUUAAUUAUUUUACAUUUUAGCUGUUACAAGGCCAACAUCAAAUGCAAUCUGGGAAUAAUGCCAUUAUGGCGUACACUAAAAAUAUAAUGGUGAAAUUUUA
Molecule: messenger RNA, 4793 nt
Organism: Boleophthalmus pectinirostris (great blue-spotted mudskipper)
Lineage: Eukaryota; Metazoa; Chordata; Actinopteri; Gobiiformes; Gobiidae
Gene: cgnl1
Product: cingulin-like 1
Exons: 19
Coding region: 225-3977 (1250 amino acids)
Cellular component (GO): myosin complex
Source: RefSeq, a predicted model, not a curated record